Emiliania huxleyi CCMP1516 is the source of this 1854-nucleotide messenger RNA. RefSeq lists its product as hypothetical. Gene Ontology annotation, molecular function: oxidoreductase activity. The coding region runs from base 43 to 1524 and encodes 493 amino acids. The record is from RefSeq and is a predicted model, not a curated record. The transcript has 10 exons. Lineage: Eukaryota; Haptophyta; Isochrysidales; Noelaerhabdaceae.
CUCCGCCCAGCACUGCUCUCAAGGACACGAGCAUCUGGCCUCAUGCCACGCCCCGCGGACCCGUACCCAAUUAAUGCGGAGCCGCAGAAGCGCGUCGCCGUCAUCGGCUCCGGCAUCGCCGGCCUCACCGCGGCGCACCUUCUCUCGCGGCGCUACCACGUGACGCUCAUCGAGCGCGAGGAGGUGCUAGGCAUGGAUGCGCACUCAAAGACGUCGCACAACGCGCGGAUGGACAUUCCGCUGCGUGUCUUCUCCGAGAGCUACUACCCAAACCUCUGCCGCCUUUACCGCUCGAUCGGCGUCGCGUUCGGCACGGCAGACUACUCGUUCAGCCUCGUCGACGACUGCCGCGGCGGAGGCGCCUACUUUCGGUAUGUCAACCUGCUCGUCCGCGGCCUCGCGCUGCCGCUCCCUUCGCCCACGCUGCUCCUCGCGCCGCAGCGCCUCCCGCGCUACCUCCGGCUCGCGUACCAGUUUGGCCGCUUCCUCCGCAGCUCUCCGGCGCAGGUCGCCCUCCCAGGCAUGGGCGACCUCUGCCUCGAGGACUUCCUAGCGGCAAACGGCUACGCGCAGGCCUUUGGGCCGGACCUGCUCUACCCGAUGCUCUCCGUCGUCUGCACCUGCAGCUAUGCGUCUGUCCGCACCUACCCGGCGGCACUCAUCGUCGACUACUUUGCAGGCAAGUACGGCCUCUCGGGCGCGCAGUGCCGCGCGCACGAGGGCACCCGCGAGGCGGUGGCGAAGCUGGCGCAGCCGGUGGCGCGCCGCGUGACGGGCGCCACCGUGCGGGAGGUGCGCCCCUCGCAAGCGGGCGGAAGGCCACACGUCGAGUGGAGCAGCGGCGGAGGCGCCGACGGAGCGACGUCGCACCGCGAGGCGUUUGACGAGGUGGUCGUCGCCACGCAAGUGAGCGCCGCGCGCCGGCUGCUGCGGCCGGCGGCCGAGGCGAGCGAGGGUGCGGACCGCGAAGUGUACGACGCGUUGGGGUCGUUCCGCUGCGAGAGGUUCCGCGUGCUGCUGCACACGGACGCGUCGCUCAUGCCCGCCCGCCGGCGCGACUGGUCGCCCCUCAAUCUCGUCGUCUCUCCGACGGGGAGCGCCGCUUCGGUGACCGUCUGGAUGAACGCGAUCGACGAGAAGCUGCGGCAGUCCCUCUCUGCGCCCGUGUUUCAGACGUGGAACCCCGUGACGGAGCCGCGGCCGGAGGCGGUCGAGGCGGACGUGGCGUUCGAGAGGCCAAUCGUCGACCCAGCUGCGGUGCGAGCGAUGGGGAAGCUCGCGCGCUGCCAGGGUCGCGGCUCGCUGUGGCUGGUCGGCUCGUACGUGCGUUGCUCGAUGCCGCUCCUCGAGAACGGCGUCACUUCCGCCAUCGAGGUGGCCAAGCGGCUCGGCGUCGACGUGAGCGACAUCGAAUAUGUCGAGUCGCGGCAGGCCAAGCCACAGCCGGCGGGCGGGCGGCUGGUUUGGUGGGCCGUCGCCGCCGCGCUGGCGGUCGCCGCUGUACUCGCCGCCGCGUCUCGCUGAAACGGUGCCAGGCUGCGGCUCGCCUCGCAGCGCGGCCGCAUCUUUCCGCCAGUGCCACGCUGUCAUCUCCGCAUCAGCAGGCCGGUUGGCAUGCCAGUUUCUUCUCCCUCCUCUCGAGCCCCUCGCAACGGGCUCGAACUGAGGGGCGCCGCACACACGUUGCCGCUAUAAUCGGCGAGACGCUGAGGCGGGGGAUGUCCAUGCCGGAUGUCACUCUGUGUAUCUCGCCGUCGCGAGGAAUUGUGCACAAGGACGCUCGCUCUCGCGGUGCCGCACACAGACGAGUAAUCGCAGUAAACGGCUUUAUCCUUUAACUGAUAUAACGGCGCG